Molecule: messenger RNA, 460 nt
Organism: Dimorphilus gyrociliatus
Lineage: Eukaryota; Metazoa; Annelida; Polychaeta; Dinophilidae
Source: the annotation of a GenBank genome assembly
UAGUCGGAUGGUGAGAGAUGAACCGCUUCCUGAAAUUUUCGACUUUUCUCAUCUUGGUCGUUCUUGUGGUUGCAGAAUGUCAGAUGUAAACAAAAUUAUCUUUUAUAAAAUCAAUUCUCAAUAGGAAAAAACAACAAUAAAUUAAAUAAAUUAGGAAAUCAUUAGUAUAGAAAAUUAUGCAAUAUUUUCAUAUUUUCUGUAUAUGCACAGCGUUUCGAAUUCUGGAUCUGGCUCAGGCUCGGACUUAGGUUCGGGGUCUGAUGAUGAUAAAGUCGUAUCUGCAAGAGGAGUUAAUUUACAGAAUCUUGGACGAAUUUUAUCUGAUAGUGGACAACAGAAUAAUCAAAAUCAAGGAGCCGGUGGCGGUAAUAGUCAACCGUCAAACUCCGCUCAAGUUGGAUCAAAUGAAAAUGACGAAACAGAAUUAAACAUACCACAAAAUGCACAAAUUCAACGUUAA